CCGAACAGUACCGUAACACCGCGCCAUCUUUCAAGAACUCGCCGAUCACAAAAACCAACCAACGACAAUCCCUACUUUUUUCGUCUGAAUCAUCCUGGCAAUUGUUGUCAUAUAUUUGUUUAUUACUGGUAUUGGGUUGGCCACUACUAGCUAGAUACUCAGCAACUGAUGAUAUCGUAUGUGUUGGGCUUCGAAUUGAAUUGAAAGACCUAGCUACACGCAGGUCUCCUGGAAUAUGGAUCAUACGACAAUCUACACAAACGUGAGGUUCAGAGACAAGCCAGGAAAGCUUCGAUUGACUUCUGAGAAGAUUGCAUUCAAGCCAGACGAGGGGACUGAUGGACGAUACGAUUCUUGGAAAUGGUCGGCAAUCCAAAAGCACCAGGUCACUGCCAAGAGGACCAAGAAGGCGCAGCUGAAAUUGAUUUCAAUGGAAGACACCUCCAAAUCGGUGGUUUUCACUUUGGAGAACCACCAACAGUUGGAGAACAUUCGCCAUGAUGUCACCCACCGUUUGCGAAAAGCCCGCAGCAAUCAGGGCCCUUGCAAACGGCGUUCUACAAUUGGGCAGGGAGACUUUUUCAGUGAUAGUACGGUAUCCUUCAGUCGACGCGGAAGCAUCAUGUCGUUUGCAACAGUCAGCGACUUGGACAUGUCCAUAAGUGGGAGUCAACAAAGUGGUUUACCAUGGGAUAUCCAAUUGGAUUAUUCAUUCCAAACAAGGGGCUUGUCUGGAUUGGAUGACUCUGAUGCUACUGCUACACGUGCCAUCAACAGUCGACACUCUAAUCUUGUACUAGAUGCUGAAACCGACAUCAAGCCAAAGGUGAGACCCCCGGCAACAGUGAAUAUCGCAACAGGCGCAUUCGUCAAAGAAAAGGCAGCAAUGAAAAGACCCGUUCGAUCACGCGUCUUGUCCUUCCAGUGCCUGUUGUUGGUACUCUUGGGGUCGGCAGCUGUUGUCGCAUUCAGCGUCAUAGGAAGCCUUGGUUUCUUCAAUGGGAAAGUUGAUGCUGCAAGCGUUGAGAGAUUGCUGCCUUUUCUCAAGGUUUUCCCUGGCGACGAGAAGACGAGUUUGUCAAUUUUCAACCAGAAACACAACCCCAAGUCGAGCAGCAUUUGCUUGAGAAAGCGAAGAGAUGAAACUAUCAGUAGUGGCGAACAGUGCGUCGUCGCAAUUCAAUUCUCAAAAUGACUGACAUGUACAGAGGAAUGGUCAAGCUAGCCAGCGAGCAAACCAUUGACAACAGACAGGAAUUGACGCCCAGUACGCAAGCACAGUGCACUCCCACACAUAGAUAUAGAAAGCAAGCAAACUAUAGUACAAAGUUUCACUCAAAAGAGAUAUGCUUCUUGGGCU
Seminavis robusta is the source of this 1360-nucleotide messenger RNA. The record is from the annotation of a GenBank genome assembly. Lineage: Eukaryota; Bacillariophyta; Bacillariophyceae; Naviculales; Naviculaceae.